Messenger RNA from Camponotus floridanus (Florida carpenter ant), 2385 nucleotides. RefSeq names its product cytochrome P450 4C1-like. Gene Ontology annotation, molecular function: monooxygenase activity; heme binding; oxidoreductase activity, acting on paired donors, with incorporation or reduction of molecular oxygen. The record is from RefSeq and is a predicted model, not a curated record. NCBI's taxonomy places the organism in Eukaryota, Metazoa, Arthropoda, Insecta, Hymenoptera, Formicidae. The transcript has 12 exons. The coding region runs from base 79 to 1641 and encodes 520 amino acids.
AAAGAAUAAAAAAAAAAAACAAUAAACGGAAGAAGGUUCGGAUUACUUAGACGGUUAAGAAUAUCAGAUUAAGAAACGAUGUUUACUAUAUCGAUACUAUGUAUGUUUAUUUUAUUGAUAUAUUAUUUGUAUAAUAAAUAUUACAUGAAUUAUAAAAGAAACUGGCGACUCAUUAAACUUAUACCGGGACCACCGGGUUUACCAAUUGCUGGCAACGUGUUCCAAUGGCAUAUUUCAGAAGAAGAAAAAUGGAAACUUCACUGUACAUUAUCUAAUGAAUAUUAUCCCAUCUUUAAAGUUUGGAGUUUUUCCAUUUUUGUGGUGUUUAUUCGUCAUCCAAAUGAUUUAGAGACGAUAUUAAGUAGCACAAAUCAUAUCGAAAAAGGUAUUUUUUAUGACGCAUUGCAUCCUUGGCUCGGUACAGGACUUAUCACCAGCAAAGGAGUUAAAUGGCACACGCGGCGGAAAAUAUUAACAUCUACAUUUCAUUUUAAUAUAUUAAACCAAUUUGUUGAUAUCUUGAUCAAAGAGAGCGAUUGCAUGACUAAAUCUUUGAUGGAUGUUAGAGGGACAGUAGUAAAGGAUUUAUUGCCAUUUAUUAGUGAACAUACGCUAAACGCGAUAUGCGAAACUGCCAUGGGUGUCUCUUUACGAACUCUCGGCGAAUUUCAGCAACAAUAUCGAAAUGCAGUUCACGACAUGAUCGAAUUGGUAUUUUAUAGAGCAUUCAGGCCUUGGUUUCACAACGAUAUGAUAUUCUCAUUGUCAUCACAAGGAAGAAAGCAAAAGAAAAUCCUAAAAAUAUUGCAUGGAUUUACGAAAAAAAUUAUUGCGGAAAGAAAACUUUAUCACGAACGUACCAAUGGUCAAUAUUUAAAAAACCUUGAAAGUGAUAAAGAAGCGGCGACAAAUGAUGAGGUGUUUGGAAUUAAAAAAAAGCGGUUAGCUAUGUUGGACCUUUUAUUAGCGGCAUCUCAAGAAUAUUCUUUAACUGAUUCGGACAUCAAAGAGGAAGUUGAUACUUUUAUGUUGGCAGGUCAUGAUACCAUAGCGACGGGUAUAAUGUUUACUUUAUUACUAUUAGCUGAACAUAAAGAUAUUCAGGAGCGUGUGAGGCUUGAAGUCGAUGAUGUGAUGCAAGAGAAUGGAGGGAAACUUAACAUGAGAUCACUGCAAAAUUUAUCAUAUUUAGAUAGAUGUUUAAAGGAAGCAUUACGUUUGUAUCCCAGCGUGCCUACACUAUCACGAUACACUGGAGAUGAUGUAAAAUUACAAUCAUAUGUCGUACCCGCUGGAUCGAUCUUAGUGCUUAAUAUCUACGCAGUUCACAGAGAUUCCAAUUUUUGGCCAAAUCCGGAUGUAUUUGAUCCGGAUAGAUUCUUGCCUGAGAAAAUAGAGAAUCGUCAUCCUUAUUCUUAUCUACCUUUCAGUGCAGGGCCAAGAAAUUGCAUAGGUCAACGAUUUGGUCUCUUGGAGAUGAAAGCUAUAGUAGCUCCUUUGGUGCAUAAUUUUUAUUUGGAACCCGUUGAGUAUUUGAAAAAUAUUCAGUUCAAAGCGGAUAUAAUUAUUCGUCCUACUCAUCCAGUUCAUGUGAGAUUCAUCCCAAUCACAUGCAAACGAAAAUCGUUUAAAAAAUACUAACGCGGAUGCUACAUAAGUAUAAUAAAUUGAGUGUACCGCAUUGCAUUGGAAAAAUUGAAGAAAAUAGUUAAGGAUAUUACAUGUUUUUUAAAGAAAAAGUGAAAAAAAUUAUGCGUUUUGUCGAGGAGUAUAUAUAUUAACAAAACAUUCUUUUGCACAAAAUGUUUUGUGAGAUGAAUUUGAUACUUUGUUUUAUUAUCGUUUUGUUUUCAAUGUAAUUCUUUCUUAAUGGCACGAAUUAAUUGAUUUAUUAAAUUAAUGAUAUAUAAAUGCGAAUGCAAAAUUAGAUUUAGAAAACUAACAGUAAGACGCUCCUAUGUGGUAUACAUCAUAUAUCGUUGUAUACAUACUGCUCAACAAAAUUAUCGCAUGGGUAACUUUAUGUCAAAAUUUCGGAUAAAUUCAAAUAAGCAUAACUCCGUUAAAGAUGCGGAAGGGACAUUCUUUAAUCAAAAUAAAUAAUAAUAUGAAAUACAAAAUUAUAAUUUGAAUUUUCAUAACCGAUAUAUUUAUUUAUUAAACAUCUUAGUAUGAUGAAAAGAAUGGAUAUAUUCUGAUUUAGUAAGAACAAGCUUGGGAUGAAAUGUACAAAUAUACAAAUCUCUUACUAAUGAUGAAAUAGUAAAAGUUAUUCGCAAGAUUCUGCUAUGAUUACACGUAUAAUUAACACAUAAAAUUUAAUAGAUAAAUAUUAAUAAACUAAUAGAUCGUGGAAAAAUGCAAAACAAUGAUUAUCUUAAUUAU